Messenger RNA from Rotaria sp. Silwood1, 360 nucleotides. The record is from the annotation of a GenBank genome assembly. Lineage: Eukaryota; Metazoa; Rotifera; Eurotatoria; Philodinida; Philodinidae.
AUGUUUCAAACAGAAGCUCUUAUUGAUACAUCAAUUUUGCCAUCUGAUAUCAUGUUAUUACGUGACGUUAAAUUUUUUGAUUUUGUUCGAAAAGAAGCUGGUGAUGCUGCUGUUGAUCUUUUUGAAAUUCAAAGUAUCAAUUGUGUUAAAUCUUUGUUGAUGACAGCUGAUGUUUAUUGUAUUAUGAAUUUGAAAAGCAAAGCUUUAGAUUGUUUUAAAAAUAAACAUGGUUUUAUGCUUGAUGAUGAUACAUUCAUUAUAAAACCUGGUAUAAAAGGAAAUGUAGACUAUCUUAUCGAUUUAUUAAAACAAAAAUGUACUGAUGAUGCAAAGUUAACAAAAUCUUCAAAACGUAAAUAA